AUGAAGCCUUUGUCCGUCGACCAGGCGUUCCUGCUCUUGUGCACCCACGGUCCCGAGCAUGCGAAGCGCCGCAAGCUCGACCUCCCGCUCAAGAGCACCCACCCCGAAUUGCCCGCCGACGAAUCCAUCCCGGAUCUCCCUGGCACCCUGACCGUUCAGACGACGAGCAUCGACCCCCUCGAACAAGUCAUCACCAUAACCAUCGAGGACCUCAAUCUCCGCUUCACGCAUACGGGGAGCUUUGAUUUUGCCAACCCCAACCCUUUCCCCCUGCACGAGUGGACCAACAAGAAGGGCACGCUCUACGUCUGCGGCGUCUACCCGGCCGCAGGGCCCACCGACUUCACCGCCCAGCAGUUCCCCUCCUACGAGGCCGCGACCGGCGGAAAGGGAUACGUUCCUGGCCGCGUGGUGGUGUACACGGGCCCCCUCUCCCUCCGACAGUUUAUCACCGACGAUGAUAACUAUGUCUCCGGUGUCGUCCAGAGCGAGAGGACCGAGUGGAGGCCGAUCCACUGA
Fibroporia radiculosa is the source of this 519-nucleotide messenger RNA. RefSeq lists its product as uncharacterized. NCBI's taxonomy places the organism in Eukaryota, Fungi, Basidiomycota, Agaricomycetes, Polyporales, Fibroporiaceae. The record is from RefSeq and is a predicted model, not a curated record. The transcript is spliced from 4 exons. Bases 1 to 519 code for a protein of 172 amino acids.